Messenger RNA from Ipomoea nil (Japanese morning glory), 1689 nucleotides. RefSeq lists its product as uncharacterized. The transcript has a single exon. Bases 1 to 1689 code for a protein of 562 amino acids. Gene Ontology annotation, molecular function: nucleic acid binding; RNA-DNA hybrid ribonuclease activity. The record is from RefSeq and is a predicted model, not a curated record. Lineage: Eukaryota; Viridiplantae; Streptophyta; Magnoliopsida; Solanales; Convolvulaceae.
AUGGACAUGCAACCUCCCAGCACCAUAAAGGAUCUUCAGAGGUUGACCGGCCGACUGGCCACCCUAAGCCGGUUCCUAAGCAAGUUGGCAGACAAGACUGUACCUUUUUUCGAGGCUAUGAAGAAGAAAGAAGGCUUCGCUUGGAAGGCUGAGUGUCAAGAGUCCUUCGGAGAGUUGAAGAGGUACCUCUCGACGCCUCCCGUAUUAUCUACCCUGCAGGUCGGCGAACCCCUAUACUUAUACUUAGCGGCGUCACCCAAGGCUGUCAGUUCAGUGCUCGUUCGGGAAGAAGAGCGGGCUAAGCAUCCGGUCUACUACGUCAGCCGAUCUCUAAAAACGGCAGAAACUCGUUAUACUCCCCUAGAAAAGGUGGUAUAUGCACUAGUGGUCACAGUGCGGAAGCUAGCACCUUAUUUUCAGGUGCACACCGUCCGAGUCUUAACUGAUCAACCCUUGGGAGGUGUGCUAUGCAACCCCACGUCCUCAGGGCGACUCGUCAAGUGGGCCGUGGAACUGAUCCAAUAUGGAAUUGAGUACCAACCCUGCCCUUCAAUCAAGGUGCAAGCGUUGGCCGACCUCCUAGUCGAAUGCGCAAUAGGAGAAGUCGAUGAAACCCCAACCUCGGAAGAAGGUUCGGGAGAAUGGUGGGAACUACAUGCCGACGAAGCUACGAGUAGCCAGCAUUGUGGCGGUGGGGUUAUGCUAAUCACUUCGGAAGGAUUUCGGUUAUACUACGCCCUGAGCUAUCAAUUCCAGGCAUCCAAUAACGAGGCAGAGUAUGAAGCUGUGCUGGGAGGCAUCCGGCUCGCCAAGGCCCUAGGAUUCGACCGCCUGCAUAUUAAGACGGACUCGCGCCAUGCGAUAGGACAAGUAUUAGGAACCUACGAAGCUAGAAGUACUCGACUGGCACAGUACAAAGAGAAGACCAUGGAGUUAUUAAAAGGGUUUGCCGCCUACGAGAUAGAGAACAUCUCGCUGGCCGAGAACACGGAAGAUGACAUCUUGUCAAAGAUCGCCUUGGAAGGAGUGCCGGACCAUCUCCUAAGGAUCUGUCAAAAGGAGGAGCUGCGCCGACCCAGCAUCGAGGAACCCGACGAAGAAGUUCAGCAGGUAACGGUCCCGGAUUGGAACCGUGCCAAAAACCCAGAAAUGUUCUGGAUCGAAGACAUCCGGCGUUACAAAGAAGAGGGAAAGUUGCCUAACGACCUCACGGUCGCUGCCCGAGUCCGGAGAAAAGCCCCUUCCUUUGAGAUCAUAGAUGGGCAGUUAUACAAGAGGUCAUUUGAGGGCCCCCUCCUCAAGUGCCUACUCCGACCUAAGGCGGAGAGAAUAAUGGACGAGGCCCACCACGGGAUAUGCGCAGCUCAUCAAGGUGCUCACACCCUCGCACGAAAGUUAGUUGUCCAAGGAUAUUAUUGGCCUACUAUGAUGAGAGACUGCAUCGACUGGAUAGCGAAGUGCACCGUGUGUCAGGCGUUCGCACGAAAAGACACUCGGCCAGCCACCUUUUACACUCCGGUUUCCACUGCCAUUCUGUUCGCUAAGUGGGGGAUCGACCUACUCGGCCCUCUACCGGUUGCCCCAGGGCGUUUUAAGUUCUACGUGGUGGUCAUCUAUUACUUCACCAUGUCGGUGGAAGCCGAGCCUCUAGUCACCAUUACUGAGUAUCAAUGUCAACGUUUCUUAUGA